Humulus lupulus (European hop) is the source of this 2014-nucleotide messenger RNA. RefSeq names its product cyclin-A1-1-like. NCBI's taxonomy places the organism in Eukaryota, Viridiplantae, Streptophyta, Magnoliopsida, Rosales, Cannabaceae. The transcript has 10 exons. Gene Ontology annotation, biological process: mitotic cell cycle phase transition; regulation of cyclin-dependent protein serine/threonine kinase activity. Gene Ontology annotation, cellular component: cytoplasm; cyclin-dependent protein kinase holoenzyme complex; nucleus. Bases 155 to 1651 code for a protein of 498 amino acids. Gene Ontology annotation, molecular function: cyclin-dependent protein serine/threonine kinase regulator activity. The record is from RefSeq and is a predicted model, not a curated record.
ACUUUCUUUCUCUCUCUAUAUCCUUUUCAAAUAUGCCUCUUCAAAACACAACCCCAAUUCCUUCUCUAACAAACUCUUUUCUCUUUCGAAACUAAGGGUUUUGUUUUCGUUUUUGUUGUCUUGGACGGAAAUUCUGAACUGGGUUUGAUUCAAUAUGUCGACCCAGAAUCGUCGUUCGUCUUUUUCCUCAUCAACUUCUUCUUCUCUGGCUAAAAGGCAUGCUUCUUCUUCUUCUUCGUCGUCGUUGUCGGUUGAGAAUGUGAGGAAGGUUACAGCUGUGGCCCAACAGUUGGCCAAGAAGCGAGCGCCUCUCACUAACUUGACUAAUCGAAAUAAUGUCCCUCAUUGCGCUUCGAAGACGAAUGUUCCUUCGUCCACUUUGGUACCAUUCGCAACUAAGAAAAAGGAACCUAGUAAUGUGGGGACCUCUGGGAAUAAGUUGCCCAAAUCCUCAACUGCCAAACCGAGUUUCAGUGUUCCUUCUAAGGUGGUUGUUACUUCUCUCCAAAGAAGUGAUGAAGCUCACCCUAGCAUUGUUGCUGUUCCAGCCCCAUGUAGUAUGGACAUGUCUCCAACUAAAUCAGACAGUCUUUCGGUAUCGAUGGAUGAAUCAAUGUCUACAUGUGAUUCUUUCAAGAGUCCAGAAGUCGAAUAUGUUGACAACGAUGAUGUUCGAGCAGUUGAUUCUAUUAACAGGAAGACAUUCAGCAAUCUCUACAUUUCAGAUCAUUCUGAGUCAACAGAAAACAUUUGUAAUAGAGAUGUACUCGUGGAGAUGGAAAUGGAUGAUACGAUUGUUGAUGUUGAUAAUAAUUUCAUGGAUCCGCAGUUCUGUGCAACUAUUGCUUGUGAUAUAUAUAAGCAUUUGCGCGCAUCUGAGAUGAAGAAAAGACCUUCCACAGAUUUUAUGGAGAAAGUUCAGAAAGAUGUGACUCCUAGCAUGAGGGCAAUUCUAAUAGAUUGGCUAGUGGAGGUGUCUGAAGAAUACAGGCUUGUACCUGAUACAUUGUAUUUGACAGUGAACUACAUAGAUAGGUAUCUUUCUGGGAAUCUCAUGAAUAGGCAACGGUUACAGUUGCUUGGCGUGGCCUGUAUGAUGAUUGCCUCAAAAUAUGAGGAGAUUUGUGCACCCCAAGUGGAAGAAUUUUGUUAUAUAACAGACAACACCUACUUCAAGGACGAGGUUUUGCAAAUGGAAUCUUCUGUUUUGAAUUUCUUGAAGUUUGAAAUGACAGCCCCAACAACUAAAUGUUUCUUAAGGAGAUUUGUUCGUGCUGCUCAAGGAAUUAAUGAGGUCCCAUUAAUGCAAUUCGAGUGCUUGGCUAACUACCUUGCAGAAUUAUCUCUUUUAGAAUAUAGUAUGCUCUGUUACGCUCCAUCAAUGAUAGCAGCAUCAGCAAUUUUCUUGGCCUAUUUUAUCAUCAUCCCAUCAAAGAGACCAUGGAACUCCACCUUGCAUCAUUACACACAAUACCAGCCAUCAGACUUGUGCAGCUGCAUCAAGGAACUUCAUCGCCUUUGUUCUAAUAACAACUGCUCAAGUUUACCCGCCAUUAGAGAGAAAUACAGUCAUCAUAAGUACAAAUAUGUAGCGAAGAAGUACGUCCCUCCUAUUAUACCUACAGAGUAUUUCCACGACCAAAGCCACUAGACAUUGAAAGGUUGAUAAUUCCAAUGCCCUGUUGGACGGACUUGUGGGGGUGAUUGGUGAAUCUGGUGGCAGCUGGUUCCUGAUUUUCCAUGCAAUGGAUGGAAUCAAAUUUUUUUUUUCUUUUUUUCCUUUUUAUAACUAAAUUGUAUAUUUUGGUUCUUUUUUUCUUUUCUUUAGCGUAGCGUAGCACCAAUAGUCUUUGUUUAGAGGCUAUUGGGUUUCUAGCUGAAUCGUUAGUGAUUUUCAGUGAAAUUUGUACCAAUAGUCUUUGUUCCUAUCCACCCACCCAACCCAUCCCCACCUUUAAUGAUAUGGUUCACAAUUGUGUUGCUGCAAGUAGAAAAUCCACUUUUAAUGAUAUUA